AUGGCUAGCAUUUAUAAUACUUCGCGAUCGCCAGUUCGAGGCCGUGGAAGAGGUCUUCCUCGCCGUCCCAUGAAUAAUGGUCAAGCAGGAGGAAUGGUGGGUCAUCCACCUGGAUUUCAACCACAAGGCGAGUCGGCCGCUCCGCCUUCUUUCAAUGAAUUUCCCCUCUUUUCUUGUAUUCAACGAAGCCGCAAUCACUUGAUGGAUUUCAAACAUUCCAAGCCGGUUUCAUUUAAAAAUUUUGCUCGUCCAGUCAAACUUCAUCGCAAAGACGCCAACCAUAUGCAUUAUCAACGUCAUUUCUUCAAUCCAGCCAACCAAAACAACAAUUCUCAGGAGUUUACAGAAGCCAGUUCAUCGCAAUCCAAACCGACAUCUCAACAGUCUCAACAGCAGCAGCAGCAACAACAACAACAACAACAACAACAGCAGCACGGUCCUAAAACCGGCGCUGAUACCUCAUUAAUCGCCCCUCUUGGUGGCGCUACCCGUAACAAACAAAUGUUAUUUAAAAAACGCACAAAACAAAUCUAUUUGGCCAAAGAAGACACGAGAGAGUUAAAAGAACAAGAACAAAAACCUUGGAUCCUGGAAGAUUAUGAUGGCCAAAAUAGCUUCACGGGUACUCUUGAAGGCGGUCAACGUUCAGAUUACGUAUUCUUUGUAUUAUCUGACAACGGCUUCAAAGUGGUACCUGUCGAUCGUUGGUACAAAUUCCAAGCCAAGCGAAACUUCCGGUCUCUUACCUUGGAAGAAGCAGAGGAGCAGAUCAAAAAACAACAAAAGCGUGAACAGAGCCGUUGGAUGAUGUUAAAACGCAAUAAAACUGAGGAAGAAGAAGAAGCCAAUGCUGCUGGCGGUCCACGCAAACAGCGGUUCCGAAUUGUGGAUAACGAUGGCGAAGGAUCGAAAACUGUCGAAGACGAUGAUAUGGGCAAUCGACAUGAUUCCGAUAUGGAUGAUAUUGAUUUCGAUGAUGUAUUCCAAGAUGAUGAAGAAGGAGGCGUGGAGCACGAAGUGGAAGACGAAGAAUUGAAGGAUAGCAAAGAGCGUCUGAAGCGAGAAACCAAGGGCUAUGUUCCUGGUGGCGAGACGAAUAAUGAUGAAGAUAUGAUGGACUAUUCCAAGCUCACGUCCGAAGGAAAGCAAAUGAGAAAACUUGUGCGCGAUCUGGAAAAGAACCGAGCCUAUGAGAGUGAUGAAGACGAUGAUCCAUAUGCAUCUAGCGCGGAAGAACUGGAGUCAGAUGUGGAAGAAAAUGAACAGCAAAAAUCAGAGACGGAGAGUUCACAAAAGAAACCAUCGGUCCCCAUGAAGAAGAAACCGAUGAUGCCGUCCAAACCAGGUCUGCAGAAAAAGGCUCUGGCCAGCAAGAUGAAGAAGGAAAGUAUGUCGAAACCAAUUGGUCGACCGGGUUCACCUUCGUUGUAUGCAAAGAAAGACCAUCAUCUAUCCACCAGCCCGGCUGGAUCGCGCGAAACGAGUCCCAGUGCCAUCCAGCGUCGGCGUAAAGAUGAUGCCAUGUCGAGUCAAGAAGCCAAGCACAAGCAUAAAUUACCGUCAUCUUCGUCGGCCUCGCCUCGUCGUGGUCCCUCGGCACAAGAGUCGGUCAGCAACGAUGCUUCGGUUGAUGACGAUCUUAUUACUGAGGAGGAAGUGAUUAACACUUUGCGUGGCCGACCCAUGACAACCAAGGAAUUCCUCUUGUGCUUCCGCAAACGCAUCAAGAAGAACGAGCGUAACCGAGCUAUUAUCACCACGUUGCUCAAGAAGGUUGCUCGUCACAACGUCACGGAUGAUCCCAAUACCCGUAUGCUCGAAUUGAAGCCGGAGUUAGCUUAA
This is a messenger RNA of Radiomyces spectabilis, 1842 nucleotides long. RefSeq lists its product as uncharacterized. Gene Ontology annotation, molecular function: RNA polymerase II general transcription initiation factor activity; TFIIF-class transcription factor complex binding; DNA binding. The coding region runs from base 1 to 1842 and encodes 613 amino acids. Lineage: Eukaryota; Fungi; Mucoromycota; Mucoromycetes; Mucorales; Radiomycetaceae. The record is from RefSeq and is a predicted model, not a curated record. Gene Ontology annotation, cellular component: transcription factor TFIIF complex; nucleus. The transcript has 8 exons. Gene Ontology annotation, biological process: transcription initiation at RNA polymerase II promoter; positive regulation of transcription elongation by RNA polymerase II.